AAUCGAGUAUCUUAACAAGAUUUGGCGAAUUAAUUAUCAUUACCUGUAGGAUUUUACAAAAUGGCCAAUAUCACAAUGGCUUGGACUUGUUCUUUGGCUAAGCCAAUGGCACCAAAAUGCAUAAAAGGCAUUUUCUUCUACGGUUACAACGGUGUAUGUCAAAAUUUUGAAUUGCAAAAACAUGAGGCCACCAAUGCAAUCAGCAGCCUUACAGCAAAAUGAAAGCAUUAUACAUCAUCAUCAUCACCAACAGCAACAACAACUUCCACUACAUCAAAUUCAAUUGCACGCAAAAUCUAGUGCUUUAACAAGUGCAUCAGAUUUAAAUAGGCAACAAAUACGAAAAACAAAAUUUCAACAACGAGAAAUUCUAGUUGAGAACCAAUUAAAUUUUGCUUGCUCAGCAACAGCUGCAGCUGCAGUUGAUGCAUCGCCAACACUACCACAAUCCAACUUACAAACGAACUUAGUUACACUCCAUCCACAAACAUAUCAGCAACAGCAAAGCCAGCGACUUUUGCCAAAUCGCCACAACAGUCUGGCGAAUAACUCUAUUGAUGACGAAGAAUACGAUACAAUACAAUUAGUUGACUUGAGUACUACUCCUCCAAGUGCUGAGCAUACAUUUGCCAAGUUUACACGCCGUACUGAUUUUACAAAACGUGAUUCCGCACAACGUUCAUCCAUAAUCAGCGACUGCCAAUAUUCACGUUCAUCGUCGAGUGAAGAUGGUAGCUUAAGCAGUGAAAGAUAUCAGAGCUGUUCACGUUCCAAUAUAUUUGAUGAUGCUGCAGAACAUUUCAUUAUCAAUUUUCCCGGUGAUUCAGCGACGCAUAAUCAAAACGAUAACAUUGUGAACCUACCAUUAUCAGAAACUGAACCACUUCUAACGAACAUCGAGUCGGCACUACUAGAUAAAAAUCGUGCAAUUUGCUUACGAAAGAAUAGCGCUUCAUUGAUUUAUACGAAAAAGGAACAAUUGAAAACUCCUACUACAAUUACAAAAUACAAUCCUCCACCAAAUCCAAAUACAAUAAAAAAUAAUAAUUCUACGCUGCAGACAGGAAUAGUGCAAGGCACAUCCGCUUUAAAUUCACAACAGAAACACUUGCAGGAACAGAGGCGGCAUCAUUUCAGCUUUCAUUCGACUUCAGAGUCAAAUCGUAAGCAAACAAAACACUUACCUGCCACAUAUUAUCAACAGCAACGACGUAGUCUGCAACUAAAUUACAACAACAAUUUAGUAACAACUUCAACGUGUAGUGCUAACAAUAAUUUCUCUUGCUCAUCGGGACUUGAGACUGGUAAAAUUAGUAGUGUACUACAUAAAAAUCGUAGUAACGCUUUACCUGCUCCAUCCAUACCAACAGCUACGGCCUCAACAUCACGUAAGCAACACGCGUACUCCUGGUACGCUCCAGUAUACAGUGCACUUGAGGAGGAACUAGAACAAGAUUCUAGGGACUCCUCGCCGGUACACAAUCUGGCUAAUAUAAGGAAACAUCACUAUCAGCAUCGAUCUGUUAACACUUCAACGUCCACACCGGAUAAUGAAACGGUUGCGCUGCUAGAAACACGUAACCAAAUUAAUAUUCAAGCCCAACUGCACACGGAAGCUUCACAAGACAAGGAAAAAUUACCAAGGAAGCCGAUUUCGACAAUACAAGUACCCGAUUCAUUGCCGUUGCAGAAUACACUCAACGUACGUACAAACAGCUUGAGUGGAAGUGGUGAUUUUAGUAGUGUUGUAGCUCCUAAUAAUUACGAUAUUGAGGGCCCUCAUGCAGGCUCACUUGGGCUUGCAGGGGGCCCAUUGCCACCGCGCAAGCGUAUUAAGAACUUCUUUAAAUCAUUGGUGGGACUUAAAUCGUCAAACGGACGCAGUGGGGGAAAUGCAACGAAUAGUUUUAGUGUAGAUAGCACUAGUGCUGCAGUUACCCUACAAAGGCCCGUUUCACCUGAAAUACGAAUUACACGAACGCCAUCUGAACAGAAUUUAGUUGUAAUACGAACUCCAACUGGAAGGCAAAUUGAAACGUACAAAAGUUCAGAGAAGUUAGUAAAUGGGGUAACGCAAGGAAGUACAUCAUCUUUAAACGUGGUACAGCAAAAGAUACGAAACAUUUUGCGAAGAGAAGACAGCGUAAGUAGUUUAAAUCAUGAGAAGUCACAAUCAGUUGUGCAAUAUAAAGGACUUCGUAAAUGUGAAACGAUGGUUGCAUUAACACGCCAGGCUAGCUUGUGUUCGCCAGUAUUGGGCGAGACUCAAACUGAUGUGGCUGGUACACACAGAACAAGCAGCGGUAUCUUUAAUGCAAACGGUGUGGAACAAAUACGACCGCUCAAUCGUCUACGUACUAGUGCUACCAGCAUUAAUAUGACAUGCUCACGGUGUUCCAGUUUGUUAUCUCUAGCUGCAUCAACUUCUCGUUAUUCAUUAAACGUUGCGUCCACAAGUGGCGUUUCAUUUGCAAAUCCUACAUCGAAUUGUGUACCUUUAAUACAAAAGAGUACUAAUCAUCAUCCGCAAGAACUACAAGAACUGUUCAGAGGCAAUAUCAAAAACUUUCGAAAUAUUGAUUCCAGCCAUGGUAAUAGUCAUGAUAGUAUGGUUGAAAAUGUACCGAGUAAUAUUGGUACUGAACCCAUCUCCAAUAAGCUCAGUAAUAGUUAUAUUUGUUCUCGUAAAAGUUCCACUGGUGUCAAUAGUACACAUAGCAGUACUAGCUUAAGUCCGCCAUCCAAUUUAACAACAGCAACGCUUAAUUCCAGCAUACCGCCAUCUGCAACAAUCACACCCACCACACCUACGCCCACCGCCCCUACCGAUCCACUACAUACAAGCAAAUCUUUGGAAGUAGUAAAAUCGUCAAAUAACCAUACAUUACAUUCUCAAGUUAUUCAACUUCCAAAAGCACCCAUUCUUGAGUCUGUGGACAGAGUUGAUGGAUCAAUGACGAUAGCUUCUAUGCCACCAAAGUCGAGUACAGAGGAAAUACAACGACGACUGAAUGAGUCAUUACCUUUUCAAAGUUUUACGUGUAAAUUAUGUCUUGUCGAUGUUGAAAAUGUUGACGAUUCAACUACUCUGGUUCAGUGUGGCUGUCUUUUUUGCACAGAGAUCAAGAGUAAAUCUGAAUUGAAUCCAGAUUUACCAAUCCACAACGCCAUAAGUAACUAA
Teleopsis dalmanni is the source of this 3181-nucleotide messenger RNA. Its product is annotated as serine-rich adhesin for platelets. The transcript has 5 exons. NCBI's taxonomy places the organism in Eukaryota, Metazoa, Arthropoda, Insecta, Diptera, Diopsidae. Bases 182 to 3181 code for a protein of 999 amino acids. The record is from RefSeq and is a predicted model, not a curated record.